Molecule: messenger RNA, 1368 nt
Organism: Periophthalmus magnuspinnatus
Lineage: Eukaryota; Metazoa; Chordata; Actinopteri; Gobiiformes; Gobiidae
Product: transmembrane protein 158
Exons: 1
Coding region: 221-898 (225 amino acids)
Source: RefSeq, a predicted model, not a curated record
UGUGUCGUGUGUCCCUGCUCACUGGUGGCUCCCGCUGUGUUUUGGAGCUGAGCGCUCACACCUGUGGCGAGCAGCGGAGGAGAGCACAGCCUCCUCGGGCUAAGUCUGCUGUAGACCUCCGCUGGCAAUGAUCUAAAGGUAGGUCCAUUCAUUCGGACUGUGCCUGGUGAGCGACAUCUCCGAACAGGGCCAUGCCAGCGGCAGAGACGCGCCCUGUGCCAUGCUGAACACAGGAGCGACCCUGCUCGCUCUGAGCGCCGUGGUCACACUCGUGCAGCCCUGCAGAGGAUGGAGCGACGAUGAUCUUCUGCUGCCACCCAUAAACUCCUCCAACAGGUUUCUGGCUAACUUAGAGGUGGACGUGCACUUCUCCAAGCGCUCGGUAGAGGAGAGUGACCCUUCAGCCGCGUCCCAGUGUAAUGUGACCGUGCACAGAUUACUCCCUACAUCCCUGGUGGCGCGCUGGGACAGCAGCUUCGGCUUCCAGUGUGAUGUCCUCGUCUACACCACCAAUAAUCACGGCAGGGCUUUCUUCUCCGCCACCAUCAACCGGGGCAUCUCCCCUGUGGUCAUCGAACAUCUGGCGAUCACGGGAGGGCAGCAGGAGUUGAGAUUGUGCGUGGGCUGCGGGAUGUCCCGCUACAGACGGUUUGGACAGGGCAGGUCCAGGGGACAGCACACCGGAGAUCAGAUCACAUUCUGCUGCGUGGAUUUCAGCUUGGACGAGCUUAAAGGGGACAAAAGUUGGAGGCUGAACAGAAAGCCGAUCGAGUCAACUCUUGUGGCGUGUUUCAUGACUCUGGUGAUCAUUGUGUGGAGCGUUGCUGCCCUCAUCUGGCCAGUGCCCAUAAUUGCGGGGUUUCUGCCCAACGGCAUGGAGCAGAGGAGGCCCAGAUAAGUCUGAUGUCCUACUGCUACACAGCUUAGUAUUGUAGCAAAACUAGCCAUCAAUGGACACCUAUCUAGACUCUGAAGGCCGGGCAUCCCAUAUGAACCCGUAGGCUUGACUGUAGACCUGUCCCUAGGCCAUAGGAUUGUGAUGUAAAAUUUACACUGCCAAUUGUGGGACCAAAAAAGUGUAUUUUGUAUACCUUGUAGGCCUUCUUCCUAUAGUCAGUGUAAACUGUGCACAAUUAAACUCCAAUGGUGUUUGUAUAAUUUUUAACCUUUCUAGAAUAUUUGCCUUAUCUGGUGUGAAGGACUUUUUACCUGAAAUGUGUGAUCAACAACAAACAAUAUCUCUUCUCUAUAGUUACAAAUUUUUAUCCGAAUUAGCAAAUAACACGUUGUUUUAUUGCAAAAAGUUUUGCUAUUUAUAUUGUAGAUUUAUAUUAUAAGAUUGGAUAUAUUUGCUUAUUUGUAUUCCUG